GCCGCCAUGCCGGUGUGGCUGCGGGAGCACUGCUGGCGGCAGACAGCCUCCGCCGUCUACCUCUCGCUGCCCGUGCGAGGCCUUCAGGUCACUCCCGCCAACAUCUUCUGCACCGACCAAUACCUGAAGGUAAGCAUACCUCCCUUUUUAUUUGAAGCCAUUUUAUAUGCUCCCAUUGAUGACACAAACAGCACAGCAAAGAUUGGAAAUGGAGUCAUUUUUUUCACUUUGUAUAAAAAAGAGGCAGCCAUGUGGGAUUCCCUAACUCUAGGAAAUGCUGACAAGGAGAAACUGCAGUAUCUAAGAGAGAAUGCUGUUCUAAAAGCCCAUGAAAAGGCAAAAGAGGAGACAGAAGCAAAAAAAGUUACAAAACAGGAACAUAAAAAAUAUGCUUUGGAGGCCACAAUGAAGCUAGAAGAAGCAGAAAGAAAAAGAAUUGAAGAUCUGAAAGAAAAGGAGCGGCAGAAGGUCACUAAGGAGUUGGAGUUAUGGCAAAAACAGCAAGAAGAUGCUGAGAAACAAAAGAGGGUACAAAAAGAAGGGGAACUACAUGAAGAAAUAGAGCAAUUAAAGGAGAAGAAAAAGGAAAAAAUGAACAAAACUAGGAUUCCCAAUGAAGGAACUUCUAAGACCAGACUCAAACCUACUAAAGGUCGUGGUUCCUAUAGUAUAUUUUCAGAAAACUUAAAGGAAGAGCAGUUACCAGCUCCUCGAUCUGCUGCUACAAUUAAAAUCAACUUUACAUCACGAGUUUUUCCUACAGCUCUGCGAGAAUCUCGCGUUGCAGAAGAGGAGGAGUGGCUACGUAAACAAGCAGAAGCCCGAAGGACAAUAAGUGCUGAUUUGUCUGAGCUGGAAGAUUUAAAAGAAGAGGAGAAGAAUCCAGAUUGGUUAAAGGAGAAAGGAAACAAAAUGUUUGCAACAGGAAACUAUCUUGCAGCUGUAAAUGCAUAUAACCUCGCAGUGCGGCUAAACAAUAAGCUUCCCCUACUCUAUCUGAAUCGUGCUGCUUGCCACCUUAAACUGAGAAAUUUACAUAAAGCUAUUGAAGAUUCCUCUAAGGCACUAGAACUGCUGACACCACCUGUUCCUGAUAAUGAGAAUGCUCGAGUAAAAGCAUAUGUGAGACGGGGAACAGCAUUUUGUCAGCUGGAAUUAUAUACUGAAGGUCUCCAGGAUUAUGAAGCAGCUCUGAAGAUUGAUCCUGAAAAUAAAACUAUAGAAAAAGAUGCUGAGAAGAUUCGACACCUAAUUCAAGGAACAACACAAGAUUCUUAAUUAAAAAAAAAAAAAAAAAAAAGCUUUUUGACCUGGGUGCCUUUUAAGGGCAUCAGUAGGAACCUUAGUUCUCUUCAAUAUUUUGUUAACUAGACAUUUUUCUGUUUCACUCAGAACACCUACAGAAUUGGUAAAAUGUUGGGUAUAUGAAUCACUAUUUUUGGAAAGUAGAAUAGUAUUGUAGAUUAGAUAUGUUAUAUCUCAUUUUGAUACAAAGUUGUGGUUCUGCUUUCUAUGAAAUAUUUGUGGGCUGAAUAUUAAAACACGCUUUUGGUACUUGAUUUAAAGUUACUCAUGACUAAAUGAAAUAUCUGUCUGGAAAUAUCUACUGAAUCUAGAUAAUGGGUUUUCAGGCAACUUCAGUAGCUCCAUAUAGUCAACAACUGUUAACUUCUUAUCUUUCUGUUCUCCACCAAAGCUGAAACAGAUGUGUGUGAUAUGGUUAUGGUUAUAACCUUUCCUCUUUUUUUAUUGUUCAUAGUGUUUGGUACAUCUGAGACUAAGACAGUGAAUUUAGAUACUUGAAUUCAGGCCUCUAGUUUGGAAAAUCUCCACCUUGAAACUUAGAGGUAGAUUUUAUGAUUUUAUGUAGUGCAGAACAUUGUUUUUAAUGUUAAGUAAUGUACAUUCAAUAUUUUCAGAAUAUUUUGAAGCCUUUGUUCGGGCUGAAAAAUUAUAAACUUGUAGCAUUGUAGUGUAGUGUAGUGACAAAUUAAUCCUGUGAUAAAUUGUCCUAUCAAUGAAUAUGACUUAAUUCUUGCAUCCUACUACAAUUAGUAAUCUUACAGAGUAGCUAUACAGCAUAUUCUGAAUCAAAAAGAUUGUUAUUUAUAUAAUUUUUUCUUGAGCUAGUAUUUAACUUGUACUCUGUUGACAUUGGUCACUGUCUCGGGAAUACUGGUGUGAUUAAAGAUUCUCAAAAAAAGAACCAUCCCGGAGAGGUUACAAGUGGCGUAAAUUGGCAUGAAGUAUGACACUGUGCUUUGAAGUCCUGCACCUAUCAUUUUAGAUAGUGGAAGAAUGUAAUAUAGUAUUAUAUUGUUUAUAUAUAUAUAUACGUUAGCAUUUGUAUUACAGUGACAAUGAAAUGCCUGAAAUACUGGACUUGAAGUGGUUCUGUUUUAUUAAGCAUUCUAUGCAAGUUGUGACCAUUUCAACUACGCUCCCUUCAGUAGCAGUUUUAGCAGACUUCUGAAUUUUCCACAUCGGCCAGUUUCCUGAAUGCCAUUUAUGACUGAUUUCUGUCUUUAGAAGAAAAUAUUUAUUAUGCAGAUAAAUGUCAUCCUGUGUAAACUUUUCACUUUUGGAACAGGGAGAAGGUGGCAGGUGUUGGUUCCAGUUGCUUUACCUAGAGCCUUGAGAGGAGUCC
This is a messenger RNA of Calidris pugnax (ruff), 2647 nucleotides long. RefSeq names its product dyslexia susceptibility 1 candidate 1 (gene DNAAF4). Gene Ontology annotation, biological process: inner dynein arm assembly; heart development; outer dynein arm assembly. The transcript has 9 exons. Lineage: Eukaryota; Metazoa; Chordata; Aves; Charadriiformes; Scolopacidae. Gene Ontology annotation, molecular function: nuclear estrogen receptor binding. The record is from RefSeq and is a predicted model, not a curated record. The coding region runs from base 7 to 1278 and encodes 423 amino acids.